Molecule: messenger RNA, 429 nt
Organism: Hymenoscyphus albidus
Lineage: Eukaryota; Fungi; Ascomycota; Leotiomycetes; Helotiales; Helotiaceae
Source: the annotation of a GenBank genome assembly
AUGCAAAUCAAUUAUCUCGUCUUGCUUCUCUCCCUCUUCCUUGGCUUUGCCAUAGCUUCGAGGGGGGUAUCAAAAGCCCUCAAAGAGUUCAUCGCCACAAUUCCAGCAGCCAAACUUGAGGGCCUUCCAAAAAAGGCGGGAACUAUCCAUAGUAACGACCAUUUCCGCCUGGAUAUGCAGGGGGUGAGUUUUUCAUAGUCUGCUCGAGUGAUUGCGAAGACUAAUCCUCAUAUGCAGCUUACCACCGUAAGAAAAAAUAGCCCUCCUCAGUCGCACAACCUUCAGAUUCAGGCGAACAGCGGUAGUAAGAACAAACAAGUGGCCAAAAUUGCACCGGCCACCGUCGCUGGGGCUGUCAAAGUUCCAGUUGUGGCCCCUUGGCCGGCGGAGCAAGUCAGGAAGGCUUUCGCGAAUUCAAUGGUGAUCUAA